CAUGCGCACCAGCUCCUUUGAAAUUUCGCGCCGGCCGGAAGGUGCGACAUUGUAUAUUUUUUACACGAAUCGAGCGGGAACUGGAGAUAUUUAGUCCUCAGAAUCUCGACAGGUCCACAACCAUGGAUUUCCAGAACAUCGUGGAGAUUCUCCAGGCCACCAUAGACCACAAUGUGCGGCAGCAGGCCGAGGAAAAGCUCUCGGAGAUGCACAAGAUAAUUGGCUUUGCCCCCUUGCUGCUGCAAGUAGUGAUGACAGACCAGGUGGCCAUGCCAGUACGCCAAGCAGGUGUGAUCUAUUUGAAGAACAUGAUCUCUCAGUAUUGGCAUGAGCGCCACUCUAACGUGGGUGAGCCGCUGGCAUUCAACAUCCACGAGCAAGAUCGCACCCUCAUCCGCAAUAACCUGGUGGAAGCCAUCAUACAGGCACCUGAUCUGGUCAGGGUGCAGCUGGGCACGUGCAUGAGUCACAUCCUGAAACAUGACUACCCCGGGCGCUGGCACGACGUCAUCCAGAAACUCAACUCCUACGUCACGUCUGACCAGCCCAACACGUGGCUAGGGGCACUUCUCAGUAUUUACCAGCUGGUCAAGAACUACGAUUUAUCGCGUGCCCAAUGGGACAGGUACAAGAAGCCCGAGGAGCGCGCUCCGCUGAACGCCGCCAUGACAGUUUUCCUGCCCGUCCUGCACCAGAGACUCAUGCAGCUCCUGCCUGACCAAUCAGAGGCUUCCGUUCUCAUCCAGAAGCAAAUUCUCAAGAUAUUCUAUGCCCUUAUCCAGUACUUCCUGCAGCAGGACCUUGUCACACGGCCCAUCUUCCAGCAGUGGAUGGAGGCACUCAAACAGAUCAUGGAACGGCCUAUACCUGAGCAAACCCUGCAGAUUGACGAGGAUGAGCGACCGGACCUGCCCUGGUGGAAGUGUAAGAAGUGGGCCAUGCACAUCCUGGCAAGAGUGUUCGAAAGAUAUGGCAGUCCUGGUAAUGUCACCAAAGAAUACAACAGUUUUGCAGAGUGGUACAUCAAAACCUUCUCAGCCGGCAUCCUGAACGUUCUGCUGAAGGUUCUGGACGGUUACCGACGGAAACAGUAUGUGACUCCGCGGGUUCUACAGCAGACACUGAACUACCUGAACACAGGUGUGAGCCACGCCAUCUGCUGGAAGGUCCUCAAGCCUCACAUGGUGGACGUCAUCCGUGAGGUAGUGUUCCCCCUGAUGUGUUACACAGAUGAGGAUGAUCUGCUGUGGAAUGAGGACCCGUAUGAGUACAUCCGCAUGAAGUUUGAUGUGUUUGAAGACUUUGUGUCACCCGUAACGGCUGCCCAGACCCUCCUACACUCCACCACCUCCAAGAGAAAAGAUGUUUUACAGAAAACCAUGGGAUUCUGUAUGCAGGCUCUGACAGAUGCGAACACAGACCCUCGCCAGAAGGACGGAGCUCUCCACAUGAUAGGGACCUGUGCAGACAUUCUGCUCAAGAAAAAGAUCUACAAGGACCAGAUGGAGUCCAUGCUGCAGAAUUACGUGUUCCCGCUCUUCAGAAAUGAACUUGGCUACAUGAGGGCUCGGGCCUGUUGGGUGCUGCACUAUUUCUGUGAAGUCCAGUGGAAGAGUGAAGAGAACCUGAAGUCAGCCCUGGAGCUGGUGCACAUGUGUCUGACCCAGGAGAAGGAGAUGCCAGUCAAAGUGGAGGCUGCCAUCGCACUGCAGAUGCUCAUCACCCACCAGCCAAAAGCCAAGGAGUUUGUGGAGCCCCACGUGCGGCCUGUGAUCCAGGAGCUGCUGGUGAUCAUCAGGGAGACGGAGAACGAUGACCUCACCACUGUCAUGCAGAAACUCAUCUGUACCUACACGGAACAGUGCGCUAUCAUCGCUGUGGAGAUGACUCAACAUCUGGCGGAUACAUUUGCCCAGUGUAUUGACAGUGAGGACUCCGGUAACGAAGACAAGGCCAUCACUGCCAUGGGUCUGCUCAACACCAUAGAAACUAUUCUCACAGUCAUGGAGGAUCACAAAGAGAUUAUGAUUCAUCUGGAGGCGGUUGUGUUGAAGGUGGUAGGACUGGUGCUACGACAGCAGGUGUUAGAGUUUUAUGAGGAGAUCCUGUCUCUGAUCUACAGCCUGACAUGCUCCAGUGUGUCCCAGAACAUGUGGCAGGUUCUGUACCUGCUGUAUGAGAACUUCAAGGAGGUGGCCUUCGACUAUUUCACAGAAAUGAUGCCAUGCCUACACAACUACAUCACUGUGGACACCCAGGCCUUCCUGUCCAGCCCCAAACAUCUGGAGAUUGUCUACAAUAUGUCCAAGUCUAUCCUGACGUCAGGAGAGGCAGGGGAAGAUGCGGAGUGUCAUGCUGCCAAACUGCUGGAGGUCUCACUCAUUCAGUGUAAGGGUGUAGGCAACAUCGAUCAGUGUGUCCCCCUGUUUGUAGAGCUGGCUCUGGAGAGGUUAACCCGAGAGGUCAAGACCAGUGAGCUGAGGACCAUGUGCUUGCAAGUGGUGAUUGCAGCCCUGUACUACAACACCCCCCUGUUGGUGGAGACACUAGAGAAGAUGAGACUCCCCAACAGUAGCGAGGCCAUCACCACACAGUUUAUCAGCCAGUGGUUCAGGGACACAGACUGCUUCCUGGGCCUCCAUGACAGAAAGGUGUGUGUUCUGGGCCUGUGUGCCCUGAUGGAACUCCAGACCAGACCUGAGCCCAUCAGUUCUGCUGCUCAGAGCUUCCUACCUGCACUGCUCAUGCUGUUUGAGGGGUUGAAGAGAGCCUAUGCACAUAAGGCCUCUCUGGAGGAGGGAGAGAAUGAUGAUGAUGAUGAUGGAGAGGAUGAUGAGGACUAUGAUGGAGAAGAGCUGGCGAGUGAUGAAGAUGAGAUAGAUGAGGAUGGACAGGAGUACCUGGAAGCCCUGGCUAAGAGGGCAGGAGAACUUGAUGAUGAAGACUGGGAUGACGACGCAGAGGAAACCCCCCUGGAGAGUUACCUGACACCGCUAGAUGAGGACGACUGUACUGUGGACGAGUUUGUCAUAUUCAAGAGCGUCAUGCAAACCCUACAGAGUAGAGAGCCAGCCUGGUACAAUGCGUUGACGUCACAUCUGACUGCAGAUCAGCUGAAGGAACUGCAGGAGGUUAUUGUCAUGGCUGACCAGAGGCAAGCUGCUGCUGAGUCCAAGAGGAUUGAGCAGCAGGGAGGCUACCAGUUUCCCCAGCAGAACGUCCCCAUGGCGUUCAACUUUGGAACACCCGUAACCUUCACUGGAGGCUCCAAGUCAUAACAGUUGUGUUCUAGAUACUGGGCCUAACACAUGGAACUAUAGGGAAGGAGGGUUUUCGCAGGAGUGUUGUAUUAUCAUGGCUUUGUAAUCAGAAGUCGAUCCAGCUUGGAACAUCUGGAAAGAUGUCAGCUAGUCAAAGGAUGAUAGCCAAACACUGACCAGUUAGAGUAGUGAAGCUGCUUUACUUAUCAUGCUUUUAAAGUCAGCAGUUAAGUCCAACUCUGUGAAUCAGGUAUCCAGGCUGUUUUGAGCAGAAAUCUGAAGGAUGUGCUCUGGCUUUUCUGGUAAUUAUGCUACUGCCAAUAAGUGUCUACUUCAAUCUCAAGGGUCUGUCUGUGUCCUGGACCUGAGGUUGGGAAAGUGAUGAUAAGCGCUAUUUGACACAUUUUCAUGGAAACCCCGAGAAAGCGGGGAGUACUACUACCUGCAUUUCAAGUUACAGCUUUUAAACAUACAGCAGAGACCGUAAAGUAGCAAAGUAGUAUCAUUUUCAAAUGCCCCCUGAAAAUGAGCGUAGUAAAGGCCUUGGCCAAUCGGAUAUUUUGUGGUCAUUUCAUCCCUGAUGUAUGUAGGUGAUACUGAUAGAUACAAUAAGUGAGUACUUGCUGCAUAUUGCUAAUAUUGUAAAUGUAUUCCAAAUGUUUUGUCCUGACACACUUGGUAAAUGUCAUUGUGUUGCAGGAACCAGAUAGUGUGUAACAUGUGCAUUUGUCAUCAAUUUGGCCACAAGACCACUCUCAAACUACAUGAACUUGUCUGUACUUCAUGCCUGACUCAGACAUGGCCUUGUUGUUAGUUACAGUGUGAGUGGUCACUUUGUGUUAGUUUCCCUCUGACUGAACGAUCUUAUGUACCUUAUGUAGGUUCUCUUUAGUCCUCUGCUUCAAAACAGACCAUGUCCUACAUGUACGUUCACAAAACUGUUGUAAUCUAUGACUUUCAUGACUGUUUGGGGGAUAGUCAUCAACUACAUGUAUGUAGCUCUUGGUCAGGUCCAGUUUUUUUGGCUGGAUGUAGUUGUACCAGGGAGUUACAAAACAGCAAGGCAAAUAUCUCAUGGCAAAGUGUCUUUUUACAGGCACUAGAUUCACAUGUUGUAAAGCAAAUGGUGUUGCCAAAUAAUCUUGAUGUUAUCCUUUCUGUGUCUGAUUUAUCCUAACUUAAGAUCUGCUGACACCCGUUGUGUACCAGUGAUUUAAGUGACUUUCCAGGCUGGGUUUGGAUGUGACUGAGAUAAACAUUUGCUUUUGUCUGUAUGUGUCCUGAUAUCUUUCACCAUAAGUUUUGCCAUUGGGGGGUAGAGAGUUUUCAUGUUGUGGGAUGUAGUAAUGCUAUACCUGCUGUCCUGAAACUAAAGAAUUCCUUAUUCUACCUUCACAGAAACACAAUCACAAAUAUGCAUGUAUUCAUCUGUUUGGCCAGUACAUGUCAGAUUUGAUGUGAACAGGAAUUGCUCAUGUAAUGGGUUCAGGAAAUCAGGAAUGAAGCAAAAGCUACUUUUCCCCAGUUAGUUACAUGUUGGCAACAUCUGUGAGGAAACAUAUCUGGGCACAUAUAUAUAAAAAUGAACAUUCCAUCUCAGAUUAUGUAAACAGGCCUGGCCUCAAUUAAGGGCAUUUGUAAGUUGUGGUUGGGCAAAUGCCAUGUGAAGCGAAAUACCACUCAAGAACAAGUCUUGUGUGUAUUGUAUACAUUAUGAUGUAACUGCUGUUUUUCCAAUAGCUUCAGCCUUUGUUUAUUCAUGAAUAUUGUUGAUAAUCGGAAUUGUUUUCCUGGGAAAGGGGGCUAGCCUAUCAAAGACGUCUACAUAAAUCAACAAUUCAUUUAUGACAAAACAUGGGUGCACAAAAAUAUGUGCCACUGGUAAGGGAUGUGUAAAUACUUUUUUUGUAAAUUAUUUUUUUGCAGGACCUUGUAAAACUGAAUUCGGACGUUGCAAUCUGUAGUCAUGAAACGGCAUGACUGAAAUUAGUAAAACAUUUCCUACAACAAAACAAAAAAAAAAGGAAAGAAAAAGGGGAAGGAGCACAUAUUUUUGAGCAUUCCUUUUAUUAAUGAUGACUUGUUGCCAGACUGUUACAUUAUGAAACAGAAGGAUGUGUGGACCUGCUGAUUAUGGUUUUAUGUCGGCAAUAAAUUGUGUGAUAUGUAAAAG
Molecule: messenger RNA, 5433 nt
Organism: Branchiostoma floridae (Florida lancelet)
Lineage: Eukaryota; Metazoa; Chordata; Leptocardii; Amphioxiformes; Branchiostomatidae
Product: importin-7-like
Exons: 28
Coding region: 123-3278 (1051 amino acids)
Biological process (GO): protein import into nucleus
Cellular component (GO): nuclear envelope; cytosol
Molecular function (GO): small GTPase binding
Source: RefSeq, a predicted model, not a curated record